Messenger RNA from Euleptes europaea (tarantolino), 681 nucleotides. It is a transcript of the gene FAM3D, whose product is annotated as FAM3 metabolism regulating signaling molecule D. The transcript has 9 exons. NCBI's taxonomy places the organism in Eukaryota, Metazoa, Chordata, Lepidosauria, Squamata, Sphaerodactylidae. The record is from RefSeq and is a predicted model, not a curated record. The coding region runs from base 1 to 681 and encodes 226 amino acids.
AUGCGAGUGACAGGCUUUCUGCGGGGCCUGGCCUUACUCUUCACUUUAGUCACCACCUGGUUCUUUGCCACCGCCUAUUUCCGCCAUGGGAGUGUGAAAUCAGUCAACCUGAGGAGCUGGUUGGGGUCCAAUGAUGUGCCAACUAAAGCAGCAAAAGUCCGAAAUAAGUGCGGCAAUGAAAACAGUUGCCCCGAGAACACCUUUGCUUUCAAGAUCAUCAGCGGCGCAGCUAAUGUCGUCGGACCUUCCAUAUGCCUUGAGGGUAUUGUAUUUAUGAGCGCUGUCAAAAAUAACAUCGACCGGGGUUUAAACAUUGCUCUUGUCAACGGAACUAAUGGUCACCUCAUCAAGAUGGCUACCUUUGAUAUGUAUGCUGGAGACAUUAAAGAUUUAGUGAAGUUCCUGGAGGGAAUCAACGAAGGCUCCCUUGUGCUGAUUGCUUCUUACGAUGACCCAGGCUCAAAGAUGAACGACGACGCACGGAAAUUGUUGACUGACCUUGGAAGUAGCUACGCGACCAAGCUGGGGUUUAGGGACAACUGGGUAUUCAUUGGCGGGAAAGGACUCAAAGGCAAAAGCCCGUUCGAACAGUACCUGAAGAACGAUAAGGAUGCUAACAAAUAUGACGGCUGGCCUGAAGUGCUGGAGCUAGAGGGCUGCGUGCCCCAGAAGAUGGGCUAA